This is a messenger RNA of Protopolystoma xenopodis, 609 nucleotides long. The record is from the annotation of a GenBank genome assembly. Lineage: Eukaryota; Metazoa; Platyhelminthes; Monogenea; Polystomatidea; Polystomatidae.
AUGUUAAACAGUGUCCUCUCCGUUUCGAGUAGACAGACGGGACUCGGAGUCCUCACGGCAACACCCUGCUGUCGCGGCCACGAAAACCUCGUUGUGGAAGAGACCUUGAAGCUUGUCAAAUGGGGCAGAAGCGCUCAAACACAGCGUCAACCGGUGAGAGUCCCUGUCCUCAUUGUGGUCCACUUUUGUCUUUGCGUCGGACUCCACACCUCUUCGUUUGGUGCUGCAGCUCAUGCCUACCACGGCCCGUUGUAUUACGCGUGUGUCCGUGACUACAGUCUCCCGUUCGUCGGCCGGUCUGUGCCCAUUUGUCUGCAUAUGCACAUGCAUGCGCCACUUGAAAUCCUACUUCAUACGCUUGUCAGCAGGCACAAAGGCCUCGGAUCUGCAACAUGCCUACCGCGGCGUGAAGUCGUUAAAUUUGUGCAUCUGAGAUGGCGGACAAUGGGGACGGCUAGUCUUCUCCACUCGCCUGAAUGGAGACUCCCAGUCACUCUGUCGCAAGCCGGUGUUGGAUCCAGGGCGCCAUGUCUGAAUGAGUGUGUGUUGGGUGGCAGAGUUGACGAGGAGGAGAGUUCUACAAGACUUGCGGAAAUGGAAGGACUGUAG